UCAUACCCCAAUACCUCCUCUACCCAGUGCCUCAGAUGUCCGCACUAUAGCCUAGUGCUUUAGAUAAAAAAAAAAUACACCUUAUUGUCCACUAGAUGUCCUAUAUUGUGCAAGACAUUGGACUAGGGACUGUGAGGAAUACAUAUCGGAAAAUAUAUUGCAGCCCAGGGGAGAUGACACAUUAAACAAAUACGUGGAAGCAUAUAAGUGCCAUGAGAAAGGGAUGGGGUAACAGCAGGAGCAAAGCAAGGACAGGGGAAGUGAAUACAAUUUGGCAAAAGCUUGGGACAUUCAGAGGGAGAUGGACUAGGCUUAUGAUUCAUGAACAAGGAAGUGAUGCGAUGAGAACUUGACUUAGGAAGAUUCAUAAGAUUAUAAUACUAGAAAGAUCUUAAAGGUUAUCUAGUUCAAACUAAUUUGUGAGUAGAGGUUGAGUUCCUCACUGAGGCAGUAAAUGGUUUAGAACUCGGACCUGGUGAUUCGAAAUCCAGCCCGUUUCCACUCCACCAUGCCUCUGAUCUAUCUUAUGACUGGAGGUAAGGAGAGGUCAUUAGAAUAGUCCAGGUGAGAUGUCCUGAACUUGAGGAAUGAUAGUGAGGAGAAGCUACAUGGGGGAAAAGGGGGAAGGGUUAGAAGAGGGUUAUGAGACAGCAAAAGUAGCUAAUGUAUAUUACCCUUUUAGAAAAUAGGUUAUUACUGAUCUUUUGCUUUUACAAUGCCGAUAUUUUCCCCUUACCAAAGAGCCAUCUUUUGAAGAUUUUUUUUUUAAAGAAAACGGAAGCCAAUCAGUAUAUGGAAAAAUGUGACAUGAUGUUUAAUACUCCUGGGCUGUCUUCUCCCCCCAACCUCCCUCAUACCUGUACAAAGACAUGGAAGUAAUAAAUUACUAUAGAAAUGUAUAAAAUUAGGAUUUUAGAGAUAUGACACUGACUAGAAUACUGGGCCUAGCAUCAGGAAGUCUUGAGUUCAGAAUCCUGCCUUAGACCCUUAGCUAUGUGAACCAUGGCAAGUCACUCAGUUUCCUCUUCUGUAAAAUGGGAAUAAUAUUAGUACCUACCUUUAGGCUAGGACCAAAUGAGAUAUCCGCAAAACACUUAGCAUAGUGCCUGGCAGAUAAAAGGUGUGGUAUAAAUGCUUAUUUCCUUUCUUUACUCCUUCCUGGUAUCAUUAAGGUCUUCAUUUUUUUUAAAAACACAUCUAUUGGCAGAAGAGCAGCAAGGGAUAGGCAAUGGGGGUUAAGUGACUUGCCCAGAGUUCCACAGCUAGGAACUGAGGUCAAAUUUGAACCCAGGACUUCCCAUCUCCAAGCCUAGUUCUCAAUCCAUCAAGCCACCAAGCUGUCCCCAGGUAUUUUGUUUUAUUUUCUAAAUAAGAGAAGAUCUGAAAAUGUCAGAAGGGAAGGGGCCAGCAACGUUCUGAGAAGCAGAUGGGGAAGCUAUAAGUUUGUCACUAUUUUCCAAUAUCUCACCUUCUAUAGAAAGGAUAAAAAAGUAUUCAACAAAAUUAGCCACAUCAGUUGAGUCAGACAUAUAUGCGGAUUUUCACAUUCACAGUCCCCAUACCUUAUAUCCCUUUCUUCAGAACCACCUUGGGACCUCGUAAUUGUUUUGAUUAUUUAAUUUUUAUAUUGUAUAUAUUGUUAUAGUCAUUGUGCAUGUUGCUUACCUGGUUCUGCUUAUUUGACUGCAUCAUGCUUCUCUAGUUUUCAUAGUCAUCCAUUUGUUUCCCUAUUCCUCAAUUGAUGGGCACCAAACAUUUCUAGUUUAUUACUUGCCGAGAAAGUUUUGGUGUUUAUGUGAACCUGUCUAUCUUUGAUCUAGGGUAAAUGCUUAGUCGUGGCAUAUGGGUAUGUCCACAGGGAAGAGUCAUUCUUAGCAUAUUCCAAGCUACUGAAUGGUUAAUUUAUAGAUCUAUCAACAAUUUAUUAGCAUGCCUGUGUUCUCAUAACUAAGAAGACAUUGACAAAGAAAUUAUCAAAUGACAAAGUUCUGAAGGAGGUGAGAGGAAUGAAAUUGGAUGGUCAGGUGGCAAGGAUGCUAGAAAACAGGACAUUCUCCCCUGAGGCAGAGGGUGAGUUGAAACAACUGGAUUUUGUCGUGUUCAAUGGAAUGAUAAAGAAAGUCCUUACUCCCCGACUGUCUAUUACAAUUAUAUGUAUCCUUUGAAAUCCAACUUAAUACCAUCUUUUCCACAAUUUCCAUCCUGUCCCCUACCCUUGGAUGUGAACAGAUCCCCAAAUGGGGAAAUAGACCAACCUUAAGGAGGGGCUUGGAGGCAGGAUUUGGCUAGGCUAGAUAAACCUAGUUAGGGAACAAACGAAGGGGCAUUUGUUUAGCACAAUACCAGUGUAUCCUGUCCCUAGGGACUCUCCCGCUGCCUGGGAGGAGUCAGUGCUGCGAUUAAGGACCUCAUAGGUCCCUUCGAUCCCACCCCCCACAUAAAACAAGAGGGAACUGUGGGCCAGAGAGGAGAAUUCACUUGCUCACAGUCCUGCAUGUUUAGCUAAUUUUCAAAAGACUGCUGGGAGAGACGGAAAUUUGACUAUAAAAUCACGGCAUUUAGAGCUAAAAGGGUCAUAAGCGGCCCUUUCCCCUCCAAAUUCCUCAUUUUGCAGAUGGGGAAGCUGAGGCUCUGAGAAGCGCAGGACGUGUCUCCUUCCAAUAAGCUAUGUUGAAUCUAUUUGCAUUCCUGAAUCUGGAUUUAAAAUGACCGAAAUAAGCUGCAGCCAGCGGCCCAAACCAGACACGCGAAAAUUGACAGCGUGGGAAGUACAGGACGCCGAGCUGCGCUUUGUCUCUGCAGACGGACGUCCCAGACGCGCUCGCCCGCGCCAGCCGGAACCACGUGUUGCCCGGUGUGGGUCGGGGCUGGGCUCAGUUUCCGGUCGGAAGAGAGAAGCCGGCGGCCCCGGAAGCCUCAGUUCGUGUUCCCCUGUCGCCUUUUCCUUCCCGCCCCCGCUGCUCCCUCCGGAGCGAGAUCGAGGCCGGCUGCCGACUGUCCUUCCCCAAGAUGGCGGCAGGGCCGGGCCGGCGGCGGCGGCUGUUACAACUGCUCAUGCAGUUCGGUUCGAUGCUGCUCACACGGUGUCCGUUUUGGGGCUGCUUCAGCCAGCUCAUGCUGUACGCCGAGCGGGCCGACGCGCGCCGGAAGCCGGACAUCCCAGUUCCCUACCUGUACUUUGACAUGGGGGCUGCUGUCCUCUGUGCCAGCUUCAUGUCAUUUGGAGUGAAGCGCCGUUGGUUUGCUCUGGGAGCUGCCCUUCAGCUGGCUGUCAGCACCUAUGCGGCCUAUGUAGGGGGCUAUGUCCACUAUGGAGAUUGGCUUAAGGUCAGAAUGUAUUCUCGAACCAUUGCCAUCAUUGGUGGUUUUCUGGUGUUGGCUAGUGGGGCAGGUGAAAUCUAUCGCCAGAAACCACGGAGUCGCUCUUUGCAAUCCACAGGCCAGGUGUUCUUGGGAAUCUACCUCAUCUGUGUGGCCUACUCCCUACAGCACAGCAAAGAAGAUCGGUUGGCAUAUCUGAACCACAUCCCUGGAGGGGAGCUUACACUCCAGCUGCUCUUCAUCCUUUAUGGUGUCCUGGCACUGGCCUUCCUCUCUGGCUACUAUGUGGCCCUGGCUGCUCAGAUCCUGGCUGUGCUGCUACCCCUCAUCAUUCUCCUUAUUGAUGGAAACAUCAUCUAUUGGCACCACACUCGUCGAGUUGAAUUUUGGAAUCAGAUGAAGCUCAUUGGCGAGAAUGUGGGCAUCUUUGGGGCUGCAGUGAUCCUGGCCACAGAUGGCUGAAUGGCACCCAUUAGGGAUGGGGUGAGGGGCAGAUUUUUUUUGGGGGGGUGGUACAGGGGAUUUUCUUCCACAGGCUGUUUAUUUAUGUUUAAAAAAAAAUCCAAAACAACCAAAAAACUUCCUUUUGUCAUGAUUGUCACAAAAAGGGUCUUUACCUUCUUCCUGUAGGAAAUGCAAUUCAAGGGAAAGAUAGAAGCCCUUGCAGCUGUGAUGGGGUGGUGUAAUGAAUUCCCCAGGGGUCCUCAGGAAUAUCACAGGAGAGAAAAUUCUGGAAAGAUCAGAGGCUUGUGAUAGGGGUUGGGGGUGGGUAGAGGAAGGGAGAAGCUGGAUAGACAGAGGCAGACCAGGAGAGAAGCAGAGACAUGGAGAAAAAACAAGGACCAGAUGUGUAUAUUUCUUUUUGUACAGUGUCCAGUACACUAAGCUCUUGAUGAGAACAUUUCAAGUGUGUAUGCAUGUUUGUGUGCAUAUAUGUAUAUGUCCCCAUCAGUAUAUCUGUCCAGCAGCAUUGACCAGAUUCAAGUAGCCAAGGAGACUGACCCAAUUCAGUUCAAGUUUCAAGUGUUCUCUGGGUUUCUGGAGGACAGGGGCAAUACCUGUCAGCUCCCUUCACCAAUGUGUUUCACUUUUCCUCCUUGGCUGGGGCCCAGGCUUAGGUGAUUCAGUACAGGACAACUGUUCUCCAAACCACUAUCCCUACUUUUUUUUUUGAAAUCUUCUCCAGGCUCUGCCACAUCUUUGCCCCUAGUUGUGGGAUAAGCUUCCUGGGGACAAGAGCACCUCUCUUCCUGUCCUUUUCCUUGCCCCACAUUCAGUAUACUCUGCCAUAUUCCAGAAAUAAACAUACUUUAUGAAUUUGCUUUCCUAGUUUCCCUGAAGGUAUCUUUGCUAUGAGUUGGUUUUUUACUCCAGAUUAUAUCUUCUAACUCUUGCCUCCCACUUUGUAACCUGUCAGAGAAGACUGCCCUCUGUUUUUGAAGUUCCACUCUAAAAUCCCCCUACCCACAACCUUUGGUUCAAUUCCAUUAUUGUUCUUCAGUUUGAGUGUUUCCUGAUGGAUCACUUAAUUUUUUCCUGCUACCACUCAAGUAAAUUCCCCAAUCCGUAUUCUUCAAAUCUUUUUUUUUUUAAAUAACUAUUUAUAAAGGGCAAUUAGGUAGCUCACUAGAUUGAGAAGCAGGCCUGGAGACAGGAGAUCCUCGGUUCAAAUCUGGAUGCAGAUACUUCCUAGCCAUGUGUCUCUGGGCAAAUCAAUACCUAUUUCCUAGCUCUCACCUUUCUUUUGCUUUGGGUUCAAUACACAGUAUUGUCUAAGAUGGAAGGUAAGGAUUUAGAAAAAAUUAUGAAGAAAUAUGUAGAGACCUAUUUUCUUGUGUAACUAAAGAGUAAGGGACUUAUUUCUGUCCAAAUGUGCAGAAAGGUAAAGAUGACAAUGGCUGGGGUGGACUCCUGGCUCACUGGAACUUGGGCAUCUGCUCCUGCUGUGGCCUGGCUUAUAGAUACUGGCAAAUAGCCCCACUUUCAAAACUCAAAAUUUAGCCUGUCAUCUGAGUUUUUAAAAUGAAAAUGUAGAUAGGUCAGACUCUUCCUUUCUCUGUCAGCUGAUGUUGGCAAUUUGAUGUUACUUUAGCAGCUUUUACAGGAGAAAUGUUGCUUUCUGCACUUACUGGAUCUGAGCUUUUGGCUUUUCAGGAGGGGAAAUGAAGGAGGGUCUCUCCAGAGGCCUGUUUUGCCCUGUUUGGAUCAGGAAGGCAAGUUUUAUAGUGGGGAGGAGAUCUUGGGCUAUAGAGAGAGUAGGACUUGAGGCUGUUGCUUAGCCUGAAGUUCACUGGGAACUGUAGAUGGAUCACUUCUGCUUUUCUUUUUUUUUUUUUGAUGACUUCUUUUUCUGCCCUGCACUCUUAUGGAAGGUAAGAGUAGAGUCUUUUCAUGAGGGGCAAAGUCUUGAUCAACAGAGUUUGGCUCUAAAAACAAUGAGCCUAGGGCAGUUAAGUAGCUCAGUAGAUAGAGAGCUAGGGUUGGAGGUCCUGGAUUCACAUCUGGCCUGAGAUACUUCCUAGCUAUAUGACCCUGGGCAAGUCAUUCAACCCCAGUUACCUACUCCUUACUGCUUUUCUGCCUUGGGGCUAGUACUUCGUAGUGAUUCUAAGGCAGAAGGUAAGGUUUAAAAAAGAAAAUGCUCCCACUUUGCUAUUUUUCUUUCCAAACCCAGGAAACUCUUCUGUGUCCUAUUCUCUCAGGACUUUGCUCUCUUUCAUUGUCAAUUGUUCCUCCUCCCACCCCACCUUGCCCAAUUCUGAAAGCUAAAAAUUUAAAUAGGAGAUUCAAGAGAAAUCAAAUCUAAGACUGGAAAAACUUAUCUUAAAUGGCGAAAUAUAGGGUAGGCGAGGCAUCUGCGGACAGGAAACCUUGGAUCACACAUGGAGGUGGCCGUGUAUUUCACCCACAUAUCAAUUGGCCAGGGCCAACUAGGAGCCCUGACAGGAUAUGGGUUUUCAGGGCUAGGCAUCAGUUGCUUUGGAAUAGCUGGCAGUACCCAUACUCCCUCCAGCUGAGCCAGCCUCCCUAUUUCUGCUACUUCACUGGCUCCUUCCCCUCCCCAGAGUACAAGGGCCUCAAGGCCUUCCCCUCUCCCUUUCUUUUCGAGUUCCUCAGCCAGCAAGCCUAGGCUUGCCUCCUAACUUCCUGGGGACCACUACCUCAGCAUGGCUCAUGAGUGUGCCCUUAGUUGGGCUGGGGCGUGAAGGGUUGAUGGUUCUUAUCAGCUGCCUGGGUCAGAGGCAGGUUUGCAGAAGGAGUCAGGUAGUCCCUUGGCAUGGUUAACCAGCUCAUAGGAGUCACGGAUAUCAGACAGGCCAAACCAGAAGAAGAUCCACUGUUUGUUGGAGAAGCUGCCAUCACAGUUCUUAAAGUACCUGGGGUGGGGAGGGAGCAUGUCAGUGCAUGAGGGCCCUCCUUCAAUCCCAGAACUCCCAACUGCCCUGGCUGGUGGGGAGGAUUCCUUGACUUGGGUGCUGAGAGGUCCAUGCUGCCUUCUUUCUGGGUAGUGUCAUACUUUGUCCAACAAGGGGGCUGGUUCUUGUUCUGAAAUGCUGGAGUGCCAUCUCAAUAUUUUCUUGGCCUAGUCUAAAUCCUCACUUCCAGCAGGGCAGGGUCCUCUUCCCUAGAACUAUAAUCCUUUGCUUAUUGCCUGGGACCAAAACUCAGCUGGGAGGGAGCAGGGGAUGGCUGAGUGGAAGUAGGAGAACCAUUGCCUAAUUCUAACCCAGGGGCUCUUAUGGUACCAUGUUCCCUGUCCAUAGUAGUCUGGGGAAGCCUGUGGACCCCUUCUCAGAAUUGUGUUUUUAAAUGCAUAAAAUAAAAUACAUUAUAAAGAAAA
Molecule: messenger RNA, 7162 nt
Organism: Monodelphis domestica (gray short-tailed opossum)
Lineage: Eukaryota; Metazoa; Chordata; Mammalia; Didelphimorphia; Didelphidae
Gene: TMEM101
Product: transmembrane protein 101
Biological process (GO): positive regulation of canonical NF-kappaB signal transduction
Source: RefSeq, a predicted model, not a curated record